GUGGAUUUAUAGCACAGAAGGGUCACAAUCAAGCAAAUCAUAUGGAAGCAUUUUUCUUAUCCAAACAAAUAUCUGAAAGAACUUCUUCUUUUUAUCCUAUCUAUUGGUUUUAUAUUGUUUUUUUGUUUUUGGAUUAAACAAUGUAAUCCACCUCUCUCACCAACUGGUAUAAAUAAGGCUUGUUGAAAUCUCAAAGUCCACCAAAGCAUACAGAUCACUUGCCACUCCUCUGCAUACUACUUUCUCUUCUUCAGUUUUCACAAAUUUAACUUCCUUUGUUGCUGUCUUCAGGCUUUUGAUAAAACUGAGCUGCAUUGCUGACCAAAACCUUUGCUAAAUCAUACAGAGCUUAUCAACCAAGAUGGACGCUGUGAGAGAUUUAGCAUCAAAGAAGGCUGCUGUGAUUUUCACAAGGAGCUCAUGCUGCAUGUGCCAUAGCAUCAAGACACUAUUUUAUGAACUGGGUGCAAGCCCUGCGAUUCAUGAGCUUGACCAUGAUGCAAAUGGGAGGGAGAUUGAGCGGGCUCUAAGGGCCCAAGGAUAUGGGUCAGUCCCCGCUGUAUUUAUUGGUGGAAGAUAUGUGGGUUCAGCAAAAGAUGUCAUUUCCCUUCAUGUUGAUGGAUCUCUGAAGCAGAUGCUCAUGGAUGCAAAAGCCAUCUGGUUCUAGCUACCUACUUACUACAAUAAACACAACCCUUGUACUACGUUGGUUCAAGUUGUAUUAAUAUGAAUUUAGUUUUUAAUACUGUGUCAAAAGCUCUGUCAUAUUUGACCUUUUGACAACAUUGUAUGGCAGAAUAUCAUAUUACUCUGUAAAAUAGCAAAGGAGUUUUGUAAUUAAUCACAGAUUUUGGUUUUAAUUA
This is a messenger RNA of Mangifera indica (mango), 863 nucleotides long. Its product is annotated as glutaredoxin-C11-like. The record is from RefSeq and is a predicted model, not a curated record. The transcript has a single exon. Bases 362 to 667 code for a protein of 101 amino acids. Lineage: Eukaryota; Viridiplantae; Streptophyta; Magnoliopsida; Sapindales; Anacardiaceae.